Messenger RNA from Liolophura sinensis, 2492 nucleotides. Its product is annotated as polyamine-modulated factor 1-binding protein 1-like. Bases 68 to 2392 code for a protein of 774 amino acids. The record is from RefSeq and is a predicted model, not a curated record. The transcript has 25 exons. NCBI's taxonomy places the organism in Eukaryota, Metazoa, Mollusca, Polyplacophora, Chitonida, Chitonidae.
UUGGUAACAGUUAGGCAGUGCGAUGAACUGACACUUUUUCUUUGGUUGUCAGCCUCUUCUGUGAACAAUGUCAAGGCAGUCUAUACGUUCUACAUCAUCAGCUACAUCGGAAGUUGGUGGUGUAGUUCCUGCUGUGGAACAUUUACAAGAACUUGCUCGGCGGAUGAGAAGUGAAAGUUUUAACUUCAAGGAUGAUGAUGUCAGUAACAUAGAUGUUGUUGUUGAAGCCAUUCAUGAACUGGAAAAGGAACGUCUCCGCCUUCAUGAGCUACUAGAAACCGAAACCAUUCGGGGCAGUAUCAUAAGACAUAGACUGUUGUUUUACCCAGCUGAAAUUCAGAAAGAAAUAGAUGAGGCUGUCAUCUCUGCCAGGCAGUCCAAUGCUGAGGCUCAACAAAGUCUUCAAGAAAAACUGGAGUCCAUUUACAAAAAUGUGGAAUUUUUAGAAGACAGACAACGCUUGUUGGAAAAAGAAAAUUCUGUGUUGCAUCCUGAGAGAGAACUAAUUCGUCAACGCCAUGAGGAGAUUAUAUCUCAACUCAACCAGAGGAUGGCAGAAAAGGCUAGCAUGCAGAUAACCCUUAAUGAAACCAGAGACAAAGUGAGACAGGCCAACCAGUGUAUCCUGGACUUAGAAGAUGCAAUAAUUCAGCUGAAAGAAGAUUUGAUUCAAGAGAGACAGGAUGCCCGAGAAGAAAAGAAGAGAUUGAAAAAUGCUGUGAAUGACACUAACAGAAAAACAAGAGAUCAGAGGGCGGGCAAUUUUGAGAAAAAGAAGGAAUUAGAUGCCCUGAAGGAAGAAAUGGUGGACAGUGAAGGAAAUCUCAACGUGCUGAAAAAGAGUAUAAAACGUCUUGAAGUUUCACGAGGUAAACUGGUGGACAAAGAAAAGAAGGCAACACAUCAUUUAAAAGAGGAGAUCAAGGAGAACGAGACAUUUGUAUUAAGAGGGAUUGCCAUCAGAGAAGAAAUACAGAAGGAAACAGAUGAGUUUGAGUCUCAGAAAACUGCGCUGGAGAAGGAAAUAGCAAGACUUGACAGUGAAAUUACCAGACACACUAAGCGAAGUUCUCUCAUUGAGGACCAGCAUGCUCAGCUAGCAGCUGAGUUGGCAACUAAAAUUACUCUUGAGAACAGAAACAAAGUACGAGUAAAAGAACUGGACAAAUUGUUACAGACAGCAAAGGAAGCUCAGUCUAACAAAGCUGAGGAGGUGGGUAGGCUGGAGAAUGAGAACAAGAACCUGCGGCAAAACCUAGACGAAUUCAAGGAGACGCAUAAAGUUGCUAUAGCACAACUGAACAUGCAGAUAGAGGAACACAGGGACAGACUUGGUAAAGAGAGGAAAGACAGGAUGGAGCUACAGUCACAGCGUGACUCAGUACAAAAAGACUUGGAGGAAAUCAAACAAGGCAGUCAGAAAUUUAUGACAGAGAUUAAUAAGAAAAUAAAUGAGGGCAAGACAAAACAUCAGGAACUGUCAAAAGAGGGCACUCACCUGCAGAAGCAGCUGAGGGAGGAUGAUGCAAUCAUUCGCCAACUUGAGCAGCAGUUGGUCAGUGCUCAGAAACAGUAUGCGGUAAACAGUACUGCGAAAAAGGAGAAGUUGGCUACCAUUGAGAAAGAAAUUGCUGAAAUGGAGAAAGCUCUGGAGGCAAAGAAGUUGGAGUUGUCAACACGAACCCCAGCCUUUCAAAAACUGGAGAUUUUGUUUGAAGAAAAGUCAAAUUCUUAUGACAUUAUGAAGAAAGGCAUUGUCAAGACAAAGAACCAGAAGAGUGGUCUGGAGGAUGCUAUCAAACGGGCACGGGCUGACAAGGAAAAGAUAACUGCUCCACAGGAGGAAAUGAAGGAAGUGCUCAAAGAGAAGAGGAAGACCUCGAUUGCUCAGCUCAAAUCACAUGCAGAGGAAACCAGAGAUGUGGAACAGGAAAUCUUUGUUGCUAGUUGCAAACUCAAGACUGUUCAGGAUGAAAAUCUCAAGUUUGAACAGCAUAUCCAGAAGCUUCAUGAGGGGAUAGUUAGUUUGAGUUCACAGAAAAAAGAAAAUGCAGACCUCAAAGUCAUUCUUCAUCAAGAACUGGAGAAGUUGAAAGAGGAACUCAUCCGUGGCUGGAAGGACGACGGAGAAAUGGAAAAGUUUUUUGCGAGACGAGAUGAAGCUGUUGUAGAAGAGUUAGCCGAGGUUUUAAAGAAAACAGAGAGGAGAGAGAUGAAGGUAGCAGACAUUUCCAGUCAGCUGCAGUCAGAGCUUAUUGUGUUGGGGGAGUUCUUAGAUAAUGUCUCAAGGCGACGCCCUCUUGAAAAGAAAAAGAAGAUGAAGAAGACACCCGAGAAGGUAAACGCCCCCAGGUACAACAAGUGGAUUCCAUUAAAACAGUUAAACAAGUGAAUACCACUCAAGAACCACCAACCACCAACUAACAAUGAUGAAUGACACAAACAAGUUGUCUCCCUUGACAAUCAUCACUGUCCUGCUAGCAGGCUAUUGG